Molecule: messenger RNA, 1116 nt
Organism: Didymodactylos carnosus
Lineage: Eukaryota; Metazoa; Rotifera; Eurotatoria; Philodinida; Philodinidae
Source: the annotation of a GenBank genome assembly
AUGAGUAAUUUAAGCGUAAAGCAACGAUUAGUAAGUUCAUUUGUCGUUGCUUGGCUUUCUUAUGCAUUAACUUAUUUUCUACGAAAACCACUUGGUGUGAUUAAAUCCGAUUUAGAACAUGAUUUAUCAUUUUCAAAAUUUCAAUUGGGUUUACUUGAUACUGCAUUAUUUUUACCUUAUGCUCUUAUACAAACAUUUUUUGGUUCAAUUGGUGAUAAAUACGGUGCUCGACGAACAUUUGGUUAUUGUUUAAUCGGUGCUGGAGUAUCUAUGUUAACAUUUGGAUGGUGGAGUGCAUAUUCAACGUUUCUUGUUUUAUUAUUUUUAAAUGGUGCAUUUCAAUCAUUAUGUUGGGCUGCAGCUAAUAAAGGUCUUGGUUCAUGGGUGACAGAUAGUCAACGAAAUUUUGUAUUUGGUUUAUUUGGUACAUGUCCAUUUGUUGGUGGUGUAUUAGGAACAAUAUUAGCGACUUAUAUUCAAGGAAAAGAUGGCUGGCGACUUGUUCAUUUUCGACCGGCUCUCCUUUGUAUUGCCGCUGGUUUUUCUGUUUUAUUCAUGUUUCGUGAACCAUCCGAAUUAAGAAUGAUUGUACCAGGAAAAGAUAUUGUAAAUCAAUCGAAAGAACAACGGCGAAUGAGUGUACUUGAAGUGUGGAAAACACCAAUGGUACUGGAAAUAGCUGCGAGUGUAUUUUGUUUGAAAGUUGUUCGUUAUGCAAUUUACAUGUGGUUGCCUAUGUAUUUGGAAGAAAGUCUACAUUAUUCAAAACGUGAUGCUGGCUUGUUUUCAACAAUGUUUGAUAUUGGCGGAGUGAUUGGGAGUGCAACGAUUGGUUUUAUAUUGAAACGAUUUUUUAAUAACGAAGGAUGUUUGGGUGCUGCUGUUGAAACAUUGUUGAGUGCUGGUGCAUUAUUUAUAUUCAUGUUGCUUUCUACAUGGGGUAUAACAAUUAAUUCUGCAUUAAUGAUAUUAGCCGGUGCUUUAAAUUGUGGAGCGGACAUUAUUCUAUGCAGUUCGGUACCAACUGAAAUUGGUGAAAUGGAUGGAAGAAAUGCAGCAUCGGCCGUCAUCGGAUUUGUCAAUGCUGACUUACGAAUCAAAACGUCAUCCAUCUGA